AUGUGUGCGUUAAGAGUUGUCGUGUGCAGAACGCUUUGCAGCUUCUCUAAACAUCGGCUAAGAAUGAAGAUCCCACAGGGGUCGGGGACGUCGACCAGAGAUUGCUCUCAGGCUGGAAAUAGCAGGAACCCGCUGAGAUGGGACCUUUCCCCAGAAGAGAUCCAGACCAUGACAGACAGCUUGAUAGCCAAAGUAAAGAAGGUCUACGAUGAUGUUGGAUCUCUGCAGAUAGAAAGCGUCUCUGCUGAAAACACACUGGACGCCCUGGCUAAUGCUAAACUGGAUUACGCAUCGUCGCGCCAUGUUCUUGACUUCCCUCAGUACGUUUGUCCCAACAAGGAGGUUCGAUCGGCGAGCACAGAGGCAGACAAGAAGCUGUCCGAGUUUGACGUGGAGAUCAGCAUGAGGGAGGACGUGUUCAAGCGUAUAUUAGCCUUGCAGAAAAAGUUUCAAGCCAAUCCUUCAUCUGAAGAAAAGAGAUUCUUAGACAGACUGGUUACAUUGGGCCAGAGGAAAGGAUUGCACCUGUCUAAAGAGAUACAGCAGGAAGUAAAAACAACCUCCAAGCUCAUCAGUGAGCUCUCUAUAGACUUCAACAGGAAUCUGACCGAGGACAACACAUUCCUUGUUUUUUCUGAGCACGAGCUAGGAGGACUCGCUGACAGCUAUCUCAAUGGCCUGGAGAGGACGGCAGAGGGGAAGUAUAAAGUCACGCUGGAAUAUCCCCAUUACCACCCUCUGAUGAAGAGGUGCCACAAUCCUGAGACCAGGAGGAAGAUGGAAGCAGCUUUUCACAGCAGGUGCAAACAGGUGAACACAGAGAUCCUUGAACAGCUAAUCCAACUCAGAGCAAAGGUGGCAGACUUGCUUGGUUACAGCAGCCACGCAAACUAUGUGCUGGAGAUUAACAUGGCUAAGCAUGCAACCAAUGUGUCUGACUUUAUAGACACUUUCUAUGAGAGACUAAAGCCCAUUGGAAUCAAGGAAAGGAAGUACAUCCUUGCACUGAAGAAGAGGGAGUGCUUGAUGAAGGGCUACCAGUUCGACGGGCAGAUCAACGCCUGGGACUUGCCCUACUACAUGAACCAGGUGGAGCAGUGCAAGUUUGCUGUAAACAAGGACAAGCUCAUUGAGUAUUUCCCCCUGGAGGCGGUGACAGAAGGGCUGUUGGGGAUCUAUCAGCAGCUGCUGGGCCUCGCCUUCGAACUGGUAGAGUGCGCUCAUGUUUGGCAUGAAGAUGUCAAGCUUUACUCAGCCCGCGACACUGAGACGGGGGAGGAGAUUGGACAGUUCUACCUGGACUUGCAUCCCAGGGAAGGGAAAUAUGGCCACGCUGCUUGCUUCGGGCUCCUUCCAGGCUGCAGGGGACCUGAUGGAAAACGCAGGCUUCCAGUGGCUGCUAUGGUAGCUAACUUUACAAAGCCCCUAAAAGGCUGGCCCUCCCUCCUCCAACACCAUGAAGUGGAGACGUAUUUUCAUGAAUUUGGUCAUGUGAUGCAUGAGCUAUGCUCUAAGACCACUUUUUCAGAGUUUAGUGGUACUCUGGUGGAAACAGACUUUGUGGAAGUGCCGUCACAGAUGCUGGAGAACUGGGUUUGGGAGAAGGAGCCUCUAAGGAGGAUGUCUGGCCACUACAAGGAUGGGUCGCCAGUUCCGGAUGACUUGCUGGACAAACUGAUUGCGUCCAGAGUAGCAAACACAGGUCUGAUGAACCUGCGGCAGGUUGUCCUCAGUAAAGUGGACCAGUCCCUUCACUCCUGUCCACGUGCAGAUACAGCUGAGGUGUUUGCACAGCACUGCCGGGACAUCCUCGGUGUUCCUGCUACACCUGGCACCAAUAUGACGGCCAGUUUCAGCCACUUGGCUGGAGGAUACGAUGGUCAGUACUACAGCUAUCUGUGGAGUGAAGUCUACUCAAUGGACAUUUUCUUCAGCCGUUUUAAAACGGAAGGCAUUAUGAACCCAAAGGUUGGGAAAGAGUACAGAAGGGUGAUACUGGAAGCCGGAGGCUCCGUGGACGGCAUGGACAUGCUGAGGCGCUUCCUCGGACGGGAGCCCCUCCAGGAUGCUUUCUUUGAGUGCAAAGGACUGACUGCAGCCCAGGAAACGAAAACAUCAUAGGUGGAAAAAACAACUGAAGUGUAAAAUUGACAUAAAUACAUUUACUAAACCUAUUCAAGGUAAAAGCUUUUAAAUAACUGCUUAAUUUUACUUCAGAGUGAGGAGUGUGAUUUUAAGAACGGUUGCAAAUAAAAAAAACUGACCAAACUAGAGUUUAUGAAGGAGCAUCCUAGAGAUUUAGUGUCUUUCAGAAGCAGCGGUGCUGAUGUCAGGCUAAAUGUUCCAGUAGAGCAAUUGUUUAGCUACAAUGUGCAGAAAAGAAGCGCACCUUCUUCAUAUACAAGUAAGGCUGCAAAAAAAUGAGAAUAUCUUGAACAGGUUUAAUGGUUUUGUGACUCAUCUCAGAAAUUGAACCUCAUACGUAUAUAGAUUCAAUAAACAUAGGAAAUAGGUCAAGCCUUUAUUUCUUGUCAUUCUGAUGGUUAUGGUAGUAGAAAACCCAAAUUUACCUGUCUCACAAAAUUAGAAUGUUACAUAAAACCAACAAAAAAGGAUAUUUUAAACAGAUAUGUCAGAAAAGUGUUAAUUUAUAUACACUCAAUACUUGGUUGGGGCUUGUUUUGCAUGAAUUACUGCAUCAAUGUGGCGCGACAUGUCAAAGGAGCCCCAAACUCAAGUGUUGAGCACAUUUAAAUGAACCUACAUUUCAGAAGCCUUAAAUCAGUUUAAAAUAUAUUGUUUUAUUGAUUUUUUUUGCAAUCUAAUUUUGUAAAUAGUGCAUAUUUUAGAUUUGCAUUAUCUAUAGGCCAUAAUGAUCAAAAUUAAAAGAAAUAAAUGCUUUAAAUAUUUCGCCAAUAACAAAUCAAUAUUUUUUCAAUAGUUGUAUUUUUCAAAAUGGUUGUAAACAUAAACUUUUUCAUAAUAUUUAACUUUUUGGAGUUGUAUUAGUCAGUGGAAGCUGUAUGCCUUAUGUUAUUCACACCAAUUGGGACGCACUGUUCCUAUAAACCUGGUCAGCUAUGAAAUUAAAUUUGAAGCAUCUUCUGGAUUACUGUGGAAGAAUAAAACAGUACGGAAAA
This is a messenger RNA of Fundulus heteroclitus (mummichog), 3140 nucleotides long. RefSeq names its product neurolysin (metallopeptidase M3 family) (gene nln). NCBI's taxonomy places the organism in Eukaryota, Metazoa, Chordata, Actinopteri, Cyprinodontiformes, Fundulidae. Gene Ontology annotation, cellular component: mitochondrial intermembrane space. The transcript has 13 exons. Bases 1 to 2121 code for a protein of 706 amino acids. Gene Ontology annotation, molecular function: metalloendopeptidase activity. The record is from RefSeq and is a predicted model, not a curated record. Gene Ontology annotation, biological process: proteolysis; peptide metabolic process.